AAAUAAAAAAAAUCUUGUACAUUUUCAGGAAAAAUUUUGUCCACACAUGCCAUUCUUCUUCUUCUUCUUCUUCUAGUUUUCAUUAUCUUAUCUCUUCAAUUUUUUAACCUAAAAAUGUAAAAUUUAAUCUUCAAAAAAGAAUUUGAAGAAAACCUGCAAUUGCAAGUAGCCGGUAGGGUUAAGUACGACGUAAUAUGUGUAUUACCAUUAUAAAUAGGCAAUAGAUGAUAAUUAAGGAGUUGAAUUCAGCUAAAAAGGAUGGAGUUUGAGGAGGACCAAGUGGGAGAUGUACCGAGUUUUGACUCUAACUCGACUCGGCCAGCUAAAAUGCCGAGCCCUAUUGAAACCGCGGUAACUCCGUUGAGGAAGCCUAGGUACAAAGACUGUUUAAAAAAUCACGCGGUGGGCAUCGGCGGCCACGCGGUGGAUGGAUGCGGCGAGUUUAUUGCAGCGGGAGAGGAGGGAAGCCUGGAUGCACUCAAAUGCGCUGCUUGCAAUUGCCACCGGAAUUUCCACCGCAGGGAAACUGAAGUAGGCGCCGCUUUUGCCCUCCACCACCACCAGAACCAGCAACAACAGCUACUUCUUACCAACCAUCCACACGGGCAUUUCAGCUACAGAAGCCCAAGUGGGUACCUCCACGUCGCUCACCCGCAGCAGCAGAGACUACCUCUCGCCUUGCCGUCAAGCUCAGGCGGCGGAGGAAGUGGAUCAGGAGAUGAGCUUGAGGACUAUUAUUCCAACCCCAGCGCCAGCGCAGGAAAGAAAAGGUUCCGGACCAAGUUUACACAAGAGCAGAAAGACAAGAUGCUGAAUUUGGCUGAACGUUUGGGGUGGAAGAUUCAAAAAGAAGAUGAGGAGCUGGUGCAGCAAUUCUGCAACGAAGUUGGAAUUAGAAGACAUGUGCUGAAGGUCUGGAUGCAUAACAAUAAGCACACUCUUGGUAAGAAAACCUAACUGGACCUGGAUAACUAGAACAAGAAGAAGAUGAUUCAACUGAGAAUUUAAUUAGUUUGGGGAGCUGAAGAAAUUAAUAUUUUAUGCUAUUAUUCUAUGAUUUUGUAUCUAGCUUAGGGAGUUGGGAACAUCAAUCAUGCACGAGUGCUGGUAUUUAGCCUUUCAAAUUUGAGACUUCUGCUUACUCGGGAAUUCUUUUACAAUUCUAGGUUUUUGUUUCUCGCAUUUUGCAAUUUUCUUGAUUCUGCUUUAGUUCUUGUUUCGUGGGCUUUGUUGUUCUGAUGAUGGUUUCCUUGUUUCUGUUUUCAUUGUACAAACACCUGAAGCAUUUUUGCAGCAACUCACUCUUCUUGAA
Messenger RNA from Olea europaea var. sylvestris, 1312 nucleotides. RefSeq names its product zinc-finger homeodomain protein 1-like. The coding region runs from base 259 to 957 and encodes 232 amino acids. Gene Ontology annotation, biological process: regulation of developmental process; regulation of DNA-templated transcription. Gene Ontology annotation, cellular component: nucleus. The record is from RefSeq and is a predicted model, not a curated record. Gene Ontology annotation, molecular function: transcription cis-regulatory region binding; DNA-binding transcription factor activity. The transcript has a single exon. NCBI's taxonomy places the organism in Eukaryota, Viridiplantae, Streptophyta, Magnoliopsida, Lamiales, Oleaceae.